Messenger RNA from Acanthosepion pharaonis, 738 nucleotides. The record is from the annotation of a GenBank genome assembly. NCBI's taxonomy places the organism in Eukaryota, Metazoa, Mollusca, Cephalopoda, Sepiida, Sepiidae.
AUGUGUGCGAAGACCAUUGAAGGUUACCGCUGUCAGAUCACGACACCCCCCCGCCACGUCACGUCGGCAUCCUGCAUUCUCUACCCUCUAACACUACUUUGUCCUACCCUGGCCUGCCCCGAACCCUUCGAGCCGCUCAUUUUCUUUCUUUCUUUCUUUCUUUCUUUCAACGCUUCUUUUCUUUCUUUCCUUUUCUUUCUUUCGUGCUGUCAAUGCCACUUUUCUCUCUCGUUUUCUUCCUUUGUUUUCUUUCUUUCUUUUCUUUCUUUCUUUCUUUCUUUAAAUGUCUUUUCUCUUUUGUUUCGUUUCGUUUCGUUUUUUCUUUCUGUGCUUUUUUCCUUUUCGUUUCCCUCCUUCUCUCUACAUAUAUUUUUCCUCUUUCCUUUCUCUCUUUCUUUUCCUCCUUUUUUAUCUGCGUCAUCCCUUCCCUCUCGACUCUAUCUAUCUAUCUAUCUAUCUAUCUAUCUAUCUAUCUAUCUAUCUAAUUGUGCCCACAACUAUCUCAUUCUGUUCAUAUCUAUCUAUCUAUCUAUCUAUCUAUCUAUCUAUCUAUCUAUCUAUCUAUCUAUCUAUCUCAUUCUGUACAUAUCUAUCUAUCUCAGUCUGUACAUAUCUAUCUAUCUAUCUAUCUCGGUCCGUUCGUAUCUAUCUAUCUAUCUAUCUCGGUCCGUUCGUAUCUAUCUAUCUAUCUAUCUAUCUAUCUAUCUAUCUAUCUAUCUAUCUAUCUAUCUAUUCUAA